Messenger RNA from Penicillium chermesinum, 1059 nucleotides. RefSeq lists its product as uncharacterized. Lineage: Eukaryota; Fungi; Ascomycota; Eurotiomycetes; Eurotiales; Aspergillaceae. The record is from RefSeq and is a predicted model, not a curated record. The transcript has a single exon. Bases 1 to 1059 code for a protein of 352 amino acids.
AUGACAUGCCGAACAGAAUUGGCCACGACAUCUGUGAAAUCGGUACCCACUACCACCCUCACCACAACUAUCCAUGGCAAGCAUACAGUGGUCGUGUACUCGACGGCCCGCGACACUGUGAUCUACACUCCUGUGUCGACCGAGACAGCUACUGACUAUACUACCACUACUUUGACGUCGACUGCCGAUGCAGUCACCGACACCUUCUCGACGACUUCCACUGUGUUCGAUACUGCUACCCUGACGGUGACUGCUGAUCCCACUACAAUCACGUUUGUGUCAACCACUUCCACCGUGUCCACCAGGACAUACACCAUUGCUGCUGCUGGAGGAUUCACUCCAAUUGUCGACACGCUUACUGCUCCCACGCUUCUCAAGCGGGCCUUGCUAGAAGAAGAGGACACUUGCUCUCCGUGGAUAGAUGACUACAAGUACCCCAAAGCAGUGGAGUGCCACGAAAAGCUUAUAAUCAAGCCCACAACCACCUCUGUCAUCACCGCUACUCCUUUCACUGCUACCGCUACGACCUCAACCACCACUGUGACUGUUACAAGCACCGUUACCACCAGCUCUAUCGUCUUGCCAUCCGAUGUGUCCACCACUCUGAGCUUCAGCACCACUUCGACCAUCACAGAGACGACCUCCGUCCCUGGUGAAACUUCUGCAGCUACUAUUACUGCCACUGUUCUCGGCACCGUCAGCGCCACUUCUGUCUACGCCGCCUGCGCUACCCCCAACAUCGCGUCCGCUCCUCUCGGUGCCGAGUUUGGCUCUAAUGCAGGGCAGAGGAUCUCUCAGAUGGUGCUUAGCAACAUUCCAGGCCAGCAACUCCGCGUUGGCAACUCCGCGUCUGCGUAUGACUGCUGCGCCUCUUGCAUGGCAGAUGCUGCCUGUGCAAUGGGGUGGACGAGUGAGGAAGGCACUUCCUCCAAGUAUUGCUAUUUCAUGGAAACUCGUUUGUGUUCUCAAUCUGAGACCUUUGCCCACGCGUAUCUGUCGUCAACUUCUCCCGUCGGUUUCCAGGCUUUUAAUGGAAACUGUGGGAAAGUUAUUCUCUAA